Messenger RNA from Closterium sp. Naga37s-1, 2130 nucleotides. The record is from the annotation of a GenBank genome assembly. Lineage: Eukaryota; Viridiplantae; Streptophyta; Zygnematophyceae; Desmidiales; Closteriaceae.
AUGAGAUCGGCGCCAGGACCCCAGCCGUCGAAGAGCAAUCCCUGGGAUCUGGCAAGAGGCCAGCAGGGCGCGGGAGUAAGGCGUCAGGAGGAUGCCGAUGAGACGGACUCGCUGAUGUUGGCAAAGGAGGCCGACGGCGAGGAGUUGGCGGAGGAUGAUCCCAUGGACGAGGAAGAAGAUCACUCGCCGGGUGACAUGCGCAAGGCAGGCGAGAGGCGUCGUGGAGAAAAACGUGAAGAAUGCGGAGAGGCGACGGGAUUAAAUCGCUCGACAGACGAAGUGUGUGGGAGUGGCGCAAGGCGACGCGGGAGCACGGAGGCAGAUGGCGCGACCGACGAAAUGGGUGGGGGCGGCGCGAAACGCCAGGGGAACCGCGCGGAUGCAGAUCGCGCGCCAGAGGAGGUGCGCGGGAGUGAAGCGAGGCGCAGCAGGAGCAAAGCAGCUGAGCCCUGGUCAAGGGAGCGAGGGGAGGAGGAGAAGAGGCGUGCUGCACCAGCAGGAGUGUAUCGUUCGCCCGAGCCAGGACAAGGCCGUGCGGGCAGGAGGCGUAUGGCGAUGGGAGAAGGGAGAUCGCUGGAAUGGUCAGAAGAGGAGGAGGACGAGGAUUACGAAGGAAAGCGCGUUCAGCACUCGCCAGCAAGGAGGCGGCGGCCAGCGGAGAAGGCGCGAGGCAGGGGUAGCAUACGAUCGCCACCCAGCGCCUCAAGGGAACAGGCGGGAGCGCGCCGUGAGAAAGCAGAAGAACACCUGUGGGCAGAGAGAAGGGCUGCAAAGGAAACAAGCGAAGAAGCAAGAAGGUGGCCCGAGAGAGAGAGCCGUGAGAGGAGGGGCGAAGGAGAGCGAUACCAAGGGGGUGAAGAGGCAGGAAGAAAAGGGGAAACGGGGAAACGGGAUCAGGAACGCCGAGGCUGGGAAGAGUGUGGAGAUUAUGAGGAAAGAGACAGGUGGGACUCACCGGAAAGAGGAAGGGAGUGGAGGCGCGAGGAGGACUGGCGAGGCAAGAGAGAAGGUGUGCGGACACCAGAAGUCUCGAGGGCAGCAGAGAAGGAGCGACAGCGAGAGGACAGAGUGCGGCAGUACCAGGAGCUGUCCCCUGCAAGGGGAGAGAAGCGUCGGGAAGAUGCAGAGAGGCGCAGGGGGGAGCGAGAAGAUGCGCGAGGGAGGAGCCCUAGCCCGAUGGGCCCGAGGAGGCCGGGGCGUCACGGCGCGGGGUUGUAUGCAAGUGAGGAAGAAGAGAAGGAGGAAGGGGAGCAGGAGCCAGAAUAUUCCUGUGCGGUGCUGUGUCGCAGUGAAGCCGUGGGGCUGCGCAGUGGGGGCAGGGACAGAGGAAAGGAGCGAGCCACGAAGGUGAGGGCAUGGGCAGUGGCAGAAGGGGAACAGAAGGACGAGAAAGAGGAGGCGGAAGUGUGUGAAUUAGUAGCAGCAGACACUGAAGGUAAGGAUGAGAAGGUGAGGGCAUGGGCAGCAGCAGAAGGGGAAGAGAAGGACGAGAAGGUGAGGGCAUGGGCAGUGGCAGAAGGGGAAGAGAAGGGCGAGGAGAAGGAGGCAGGAGUGUGCGAAUUAGUAGCAGCAGACACUGAAGGGAAGGAUGAGAAGGUGAGGAAAUGGGCAGCAACAGAAGGGGAAGGGAAGAAUGAGAGAGAGGGGACCUGGGCGUGCGUACCAGUAGCAGCGGAAGCAGAGGAGAAGGACGAGCAGGUGGGGGCAGGAGUGGGUGUAAUGGCAGCAGUAGAAGUAGAGGAGAGGGACGAAGAGGCGGGGGCAAGGGCGUGUGUACCAGCAGCAGAAGAAGCGGAAGGGAAGGGCGAGAAGGAGGGAGCGGUGAAGAAAGGAGGGAAGACGGGGCUGAGCAGUACAGACAUGGGAGGGAAUGGUUGGCAGCCAUCGCUGAAGACAGCAGAGUUGUUCGGGGAAAUCGGGGCAGGGGCGAAGACUGGUAAAAAAGGUACAAGGGCGAAGGAUUGGAUGCAAGCGCAGGGAAACAAGCUGGCGGAGCGGCAUGUGAGGAAGCUGCGGGGAGGAAGGCCAGAGCUGCUGGGGGAAGCAGAGCGGGAGAGUAAGGAAGUGGGGGCAUGGGAGCCCCUAGCAACAGGGGAAAAGCGAGUGUUAUUCAAUCUGCAUGUGGGGUAG